Molecule: messenger RNA, 2808 nt
Organism: Pomacea canaliculata
Lineage: Eukaryota; Metazoa; Mollusca; Gastropoda; Architaenioglossa; Ampullariidae
Exons: 15
Coding region: 626-2221 (531 amino acids)
Source: RefSeq, a predicted model, not a curated record
UCAAACAAGAAGGACCGACGCCAUCGAGCCGACGCCUGUGAAGUCAGCGGCGAGGGCAGGGCCCGCCUUUCAGCCGUUUGUCAGCAGGCGCCGAAAGGCCCCGCUUCGUACACCUGAAAGCAGCGGCGGCUGAGACUAGAAAGCGGUGUGCGAACCAGUCCUCAGAUCCUCGCACGGAACAUGGGGGCCAGUUUGGUUUCCCAUGCUACUUAGGGUUUGAAGUCAGGCUCGAGGGUACAAUUACCUGCACCUUCUGCCACUUGCUUUCCGUGAGAACUCCAGCGCCAUUCGCCCAAGGCCGGUAACUCUUGAUCCGGAGGCGAGGUUUCUUGAUCCUGUCCUGCGCGGCCUGUCGGUCGCUGAACUCUCGAGGUUUGUGGUGGUUGUCGUCGUGGUUUGUCUUGAACACAGCGCAGCACUUGACAGCAGUGAGGAGUUUAUGCUUGAUUUCUCACCCGUGACAUCGACCUUCGACCUGGGCAGCGAGUCUUGACGUGUGUCGCUCAGUUGACAAGCCGCGCGCUCAUAAGAUCGUUCACAGGCCGCUGAUCUUCGCUUGGUGUUCACUCCGCCAUAAAGUUUGUGUGAGAGAGGGAGAGAGAGAUUACAAGAGAGUUUCGGGAACAUGAAGGGAUGUGAGUGGUUACUGUUGCUGGGGAUCCUGGCUCUCUUCAUGCAGGAGGUGAACGGGAAGUUGUUUUGUUUCCGGAGGGUCAAGAAGCAAGGACGUUGCGGAGGUCACCUAAAGGUCAGCUACGACAGUCCCGAGGAGUGCUGUGCUGGGAAAGGCGCUGGUUUUUUCAGCAAAAAGCAAAAGGUUGGUCGCAACAGAUUCGUCUGCACGCCUUGCACUGAUUUGCAAACACCGUCUGACAGACAAGGGGACGUGUCCCCCAAAGCAAAGCAGCUCAACCGGAAACCUGGACAAAAGCAGCCGGUCCCCGAGACUACAACAGAAAGUAAAACAACCACACAGCAGACGACCACAACCACGACCGUACAGGAUUGGCUCAGACCUGAAAACGAUCACCCGGCGAGUCACUACGUGUCCUUCCGCCGCCCGGACGACGACGUGGACAGGGUGGAGUGGUCGCAGUGGAGUCCCUGUAGCGCCUCGUGUGGGGCUGGCUGGCGCUCGCGCUACAAGAUCUGCGACAACUGCGACAAGAACGACCCGGAGAACGUCAUGUCGCAGCCAUGCAUGGUGAACUUCUACUGCAACGUGGACGGUAACUGGGGUCCAUGGUUUCCUUGGCAACCGUGCUCUCAGUCAUGUGGCGGCGGCACUCGUCUGCGACAGCGGAAGUGCAACUACCCUCCCCCUGCCUAUGGGGGGUCUCCCUGCUCCGGACCGGCUAAAAAUAGUCAGGACUGCAACGAGCAGCCAUGUCCAGUGGAUGGGAACUGGGGGGAGUGGUCCGAGUUCACGCUGUGCAGCGCCACCUGUGGCCUGGGUACCAAGAAGCGCAUGCGCGAGUGCGACAACCCUGCUCCAGCCAGCGGCGGGCGGAUGUGCGCCGGGUUACCGGUCUUCGCCAAGAAGUGUGAGAUCGCGAAGUGUCCACAGGACGGCGAGUGGUCACUGUGGACCGAGUGGUCGGCAUGCGCCACGACCUGCGGAGAAGGGCUGAGGUCACGCACGCGCACCUGCGACAGCCCCCGCCCACUGCAUGGCGGGAAGGAGUGUGAGGGCGAGCUGCGCAGACAUCCGCCUGUUUCAGCAGCAGACCAUGUCCUAUCGACGGAGGGUGGAGCGAAUGGAGCGAGUUCGGUUUUUGCCGGGCUCCUCGCUGCGAUACUGGUUUCCGCAUACGCACACGCGUGUGCAACAACCCUCGACCCCAGCAUGGCGGCGCCCAUUGCCAAGGCAACCAAUACGAGCGUGAAGAGUGCUUCAACGAACAAGAAUGCCCUCGUAACGGAUCGUGGUGUGAGUGGAGCGAAUGGUCGGCGUGUUCGGCGUCCUGUGCAGAGCAGACAUCACUGCAAGCUCGGCAACGCACGUGCACGUGUCCUGAACCUCGGUAUGGAGGAAUCGCAUGCGAAGGUGACAGCUUCACAGUCAGGGAGUGCGAAGACCUGCCUCGCUGCAGCACGUCCGAGGUGGACUCGACAGCUCGUAAAUGUAAAGGAACGGAAAUGGAGGGCUCGGGAUCGGACGCCGAGUGUGAUGAGGAGGAAGAACAAGACAGCCAAGACGGUGGCAGAUGGAGGUUACUAGUGAGCACACACCCGUCUGAGACGGUUACAGAAUCUUCCAGCAGCACCAGCCUACUUCUGUGGUUUGUCCUUUUGUCAACUGGUCUUGGGAAGACAAAUGAUGAAACCUAAGUUCCUUACAUUCAGCUUUUUCUUUGUAAAAGCGCCACCAAGACUUAGGUCGGAGAAUGUCGAGUUACAUGUACAUCCCCACUUUGUCUUCGUUUAUUAAUUGCUAUUUUGUUUUUAAUGAGGCGGUCACAUGACAUACUAUAGUAAUCAUAUCCUCGGCAUCCUUCAUCUUCAUUGUGUGCAGACUCCCCAGUGAGUUUGACUUGCCUUAUCUGCAAAUCUGUUUCGCAUGUUCUCACUUGUCAAAUUCUUAUUGAUGUGAUGUUUUUGUCACAAUGGAAAACUGUCCCGUGUUUGUUUUUAAAGUCAACAGACAGGUGUAUUUUGUGCCGUUAAUUUCCCAACACAUUGCUGGACAUGUGACCAUCAAGUACCAUGUUUGUAGAUGAUGUAGUUCAUUUUAAAUUAACGAGUUGUCACGUGUGUUGUUAAUAAUGCUACCAGUUUAAAACAUUAAAACACUCUGAAAAACCAUCA